Cucurbitaria berberidis CBS 394.84 is the source of this 1632-nucleotide messenger RNA. RefSeq lists its product as uncharacterized. Gene Ontology annotation, cellular component: plasma membrane. The coding region runs from base 1 to 1632 and encodes 543 amino acids. The transcript has 3 exons. NCBI's taxonomy places the organism in Eukaryota, Fungi, Ascomycota, Dothideomycetes, Pleosporales, Cucurbitariaceae. The record is from RefSeq and is a predicted model, not a curated record.
AUGCGGUGUGUUGUGAAACACAGCCUUAUAUUAACCACCUUCUUGGCGGCUGCCGCUGGGGAACGUGGUGCUCUUUCUUCGAGCUUACCGGCAGCGGCCCAACCAAGCGCCGUACCACUCUUGGGUAUCAACCUCAACGGAAAUGCCGUGGGGUCCUUGCUUGGCGGCGUCACCGGCGCCCUAGGCGACACAACCACAGGAGUAGUUGGCGGAGUCGGAGGAGUCGUCGGGGGAGUGGGUGGCGUGGUGGGUGGAGUCGUUGGAGGAGUGGCAGGUGUCCUCAACGUGACGACCCAGACUGUCGCCGACAUCCUAUCACCCAGUCUUACCCAUCUUCUGACGGAUGCUCCAUUAAGUGUACUCGAUGGUCUCCUAAAGGAAGUCUUACACCCACAGCCCCGCGAUCCCACUUACCACGGCUGGCAAUACUGGGGUUGUUUCUCUUCCGCCACUUACAUCUCGACCCACACUCCCAAGGUCACCAACGCUGCUAAUGGAAUGAGCCCGAACAUGUGUAUCUCGUUGUGCGUUGCAGACGGUGUGGAUUUCGCAAUCGUAAUCAACAACCAAUGCUAUUGCUCCAACGACAGGCCUAACAAUGCCGAUGGAUCCGACAAAUGUACCACAGCCUGCCCGUCGAAUCCGGGUCUCAUCUGUGGAGGUGUAGGAGGACUACUUACUACAGGAGCUAUGUCGGUCUUUCGACGAGCUAUAACCUCCAUCCCAGGGCCUUUACCUGCUAUACCUGAACCCAUGGGCUGGAGAUACAGUGGGUGUUUCUCCGGAGAUGCCUUUAUAGCUACUGCCAUAUCCAGUGGUUAUGCUCAGUACUUCGCCAGUCCUGCGCCACUCAACGCUACCAUAUGUGCUACAACAUGUAACUCCAAUGGGAGGAGUUUUACAUAUGCUGCUCUGUACGAAAGGGGAUGCUACUGUUCGAACACCGCUCCCCCCUCGAGCCUACAAGCCGGCCUCGGACAGUGCACCAGCCAACCUUGUGCAGGGAAUACAGGAGAAUCUUGCGGUGGCGAAAGCAACUACGCGCCCUACGGACUCAACACACGUUCCCUAAUGAUUACACUAUACGCCAAGGCUCCUGCACCACCGACGUCAACACCGCUGGUACCCAACACACCCGGCCCGCAAAACUGGAGCUACUGGGGCUGCUACUACGGCGCACUCUACCUCCUCGAUACCAUCCUCAACGGUAUCCAAACAUCGGUUCUCCUCGACCCUACUGCAAUCAUGAGCGAUGAUAUUUGCAUCAAAUACUGUCUCGCAGCAAGCGUUCUGCCCAACCCUACCUUCAACUUCGCGCUCACCUUGAGUGGGACUUGUUUCUGCAACACCAAGCCGCCGACAGCAGACCUACUAUCGUCUAAUCAGGCAAUGUGUAAUCAGCCAUGUCCAAAUAAUUCUACCCAGAGGUGUGGUGGUAUCGAUCCGAAUGUGCCGCCGACUUUGGGCCGUGAAUUGAUCAAUAUUCUCGGAAGAACUGUGAAGCACCAGGAAGCUUUCCGUCUUUGCGGAAUACAAGAGCUCAUCGCACCAGGUAAGUCCCUCAUCCCCCAGAUGCCGAGAACUAAGUGUGUCACAAGGACUACCUAUAUGUCGUCCAUUGCUAUUUUGUAG